Messenger RNA from Salvia miltiorrhiza (redroot sage), 2000 nucleotides. RefSeq lists its product as uncharacterized. The record is from RefSeq and is a predicted model, not a curated record. Bases 281 to 1696 code for a protein of 471 amino acids. The transcript has 13 exons. Lineage: Eukaryota; Viridiplantae; Streptophyta; Magnoliopsida; Lamiales; Lamiaceae. Gene Ontology annotation, molecular function: protein binding.
GAAUUUGAAGAAUAACCAUGUGAAGUGUGUCAAAAAGAUUUGGUGCUCUCCCUCAAGAAUAAAAGCGAGGAAAAACAAAACGGUAGUUAAUUAAAUAAAUUCGGGGAUGGAGGCGGCGCUGCAUCAAAUUGAAAGGGCACACUGGGCCGAAGAAGCCGAAAUCCGCAGCAGAGAGAUUUAGGUUGGUGACAUGUAAAGGCAGAGGCCGCAAUCUUGCCCUUACAGCACCUGAUUUGCUCACGACCUCUCGCUCCCUGCUAGAUACUGCUUCAAUUCAGUUAUGCCGAAAGACCUUCCGGGAUUUUACUUUGACGCGGAGAAGAAUCGGUAUUUUCCUUACAAAGGGCCUAUUCCGGGUUCUUCCACAAAACCUCCUCCUUCAAGGCCACCACCCUCCCACCAACCCCAGGCAGACAGCUCAUGCCAAAGCAUAAAAUUGAGACAAAAGCUGAUCCAGUCCAGGGAGUUGUGGGGUAAUGUAAUUUUUUGCCGCAAAGAGAAGCUUAACUUCCAAUCCUUCUACCAAAAAUACCAUGCAUCACAACCAAUGAUAUGGAAAUACAAAGGAACUAAGAAGAUUGCAAAUAUUGCAUUGGGACAUGUGGUUGCUGAUGUUUCUUCUCAACAUGGUCUCAUGGAGAGAGAUAUAUUGGUGAGUGUUGGCGCGAAUGGCUUACUGUGCCUUUUUCCAGUUGGACAGGCUGAACAGGAAGUAGAUCCUAUGGAAACCCACAAGGCUGAUCUUGUAUGGCCCCCCAAUUCAGAUAUACUACCAAGGCGCAAAGAGCUAGUCAAACAACUGGGGAGCUCAUAUGGUUCUAUGACAUAUUUGACAUCUGAUGUUUCUUCUAUUAAGUUGUUGAGGAAAAGUUGUCUACCGGCUGACAUUAUGUCAAAACAUUUUCUUAUCACAACACUGGGGUCAGAGAGUGCUUCUGGAUCUGUCUACCUACUAGACCUAAGUAAGCCACUACAUUUUGGCGCCAGUGUUCCAAUACAAGAAUUUCAUGAGCUUGCUUCGUUUGAACAGACACUUUGGGCUGCUGACUGUGAUCCUGAAGGAAGGCGUGCUGCAAUUGGAACCAACAGAGGAGCUAUGUUGCUAAAUUUGGAAACUGGAAUAUCAUCAUGGGUGCUUCGUUGUAAGAGUGAUGUAUUGUCCGUGCAGCUUGUACAAUCUGGAAAAGUCGUUAUAUGCGGAUUGAGAAAUGGAGCAAUUAUGACUGUUGACACUCGCCAAAAACAGAUUAAAAGGAGGGCAGACAGAUCUUUGACUAUGUCAAUGCCAUCAUCUGUUUGUUGCUUGUCAUCACUUGAUCUUUGGGAUCAAUACUUCUUGGCUAGUUCCAUGGAUGGCUCGAUCAAGCUCUACGAUCAUCGUCUGAUCCAGAAAGGUCCAGUUCAAUCUUAUGAAGGCAGUGUAAAUUCUCAUACGCGUAUAGAACUAGGAGUUGACCCAUCAGAGAAAGUGGUCAUGUCAGGUGGGGAGGACUGCUACAUCCGUCUCUGGGAUAUCAAGACUGGUGAAAUGCUCUUGAAAGAGAAAUUUAUGAAUUCGAUUCCAUCAGCAGUCUGCUGGCCACGAAGAGCCGCUUUCAGGGCAGAUGGGCAGGAUUACAGAAAUUACUGGCAGGAUCAUAGUUUGGGUGCAUGGCUUGGAUCAUAUGAGGGAAUCUUUUAUAUGGACUGGCUCUGAUUAUACACCAUACAAAUGCCAAUAGUAGCUCAGUUUUCAAGACAAGACCUUAGGCCUGGCUUUGACUAGCAUGGGUGUAUAGUAUUAGGAUGUUGUGAGAUAAUUAUACAUGUUGAUUUUAGAGAGUUAGAAGUCUGUGUUGGGUUAACAAUCUUGAGUCCAGUAACAAGCUCAACUCUGUUGAUGCAUGUAAAUUACUACUCCCUAGAAAUAUAUUUUGUAAUUUUUCUUCUCCUUGAGAUGUGAAAGGAACAAAAACAUUAGUUGACUCUUUGAUGAAAUGUCAAUUCAUUCAUUUAUUAAA